AUGAAUAUUUUCUUGAAAAUUACAAAUACAAAUAUAUUUUUAACUACAAAGGCAUUUUACUUUCAAAUAUUAUCAAAUGAAAUGUUUUCAACAGUUGUGAUAUUAUGUGAUAUUUUGGGAUUUUUAUGCAUUUUACUCAAUUUAUUCAUAAUUACUAUUAUAAUUAAGCAUCGCAAGCGUAUUUUACGUAAUGUCUUCUACAUUAUGGUAUUUCAUUGUUCUAUAGUGGAUUUGUUACGUGGAUGUUGCUUAAUUAUUUGGGGAUUACCUCAUAUUGUUAUUGGUAAUCAUACUUCUAUCCACGAUCGAUUAUUAUUCACCAUCGUAAUACUUCGUUCAUGUAAUUUGCUUACGAUAUUUAAUUUACUGAUAUUUACUUGUAAUGAAUAUAUAGUAAUACGCUAUCCAUUGCUGUACAGACGUCACUUUAAAAGACAAAUUCUUUGUUACGUUUCGAUAAUGUGUACAAUACGACGUAUCCGUAAUGAAGUUUUCUUGAAUUCAGGUCACGUAAUUAUAAAUAUAACAGUUCAUUUGGUCAUAACAAAAAAAUCAUCUUACAGUAAUAAACAACGUCGUCACUGGAAAACGCAUUUAAUGUCAAGGCAUAAAUAUUUGAUCGUAAUCGGUACUAUUCUAUUCGUUUAUAUAUUAUUCCUGUUUCCUUAUUCUGGAAUGCAGCUAUUAGCAUUUCUUCACCUUAGUAAUAUUCUUGUAUCUCCAUUUCGUUCUGCGGUCAUCAGAUGGAGCUUACAAAUUCUAAUUGGUAUGCAUGCUGUAUGUCAACCUUUAUGUUAUUUUCGAAUGGUUGAAUUUCGCCGAUUGGCUUGUCAUAAAAGAAAGACUAAAGUUCAACAAAAUUUUUAUUCAAGAGAUCCUAAUAAGUCUGGUGAUAAUACUAUACAAAUUACGUUUGCACGUGUUACGUGA
Thelazia callipaeda (thelaziosis nematode) is the source of this 930-nucleotide messenger RNA. Lineage: Eukaryota; Metazoa; Nematoda; Chromadorea; Rhabditida; Thelaziidae. The record is from the annotation of a GenBank genome assembly.